This is a messenger RNA of Pelmatolapia mariae (spotted tilapia), 1706 nucleotides long. RefSeq names its product methyl-CpG binding domain protein 3a (gene mbd3a). Gene Ontology annotation, molecular function: methyl-CpG binding. Gene Ontology annotation, biological process: DNA methylation-dependent constitutive heterochromatin formation; negative regulation of transcription by RNA polymerase II. Gene Ontology annotation, cellular component: nucleus. Lineage: Eukaryota; Metazoa; Chordata; Actinopteri; Cichliformes; Cichlidae. The transcript is spliced from 7 exons. The coding region runs from base 299 to 1018 and encodes 239 amino acids. The record is from RefSeq and is a predicted model, not a curated record.
GUACAAUUAUGAACACGAUGAAAACGUUACAAUGUCAAAACUCUGUCAUAGUUAGUUUCCGCCUAUGACAAAGCCCACGUGAGACCUGCGCGAGCUUUACUUUCGGACUACUUUACAGCGUGUGACGCAUAAGUUACUAAUACGGCGGAGUGAUCUGCACUCGAGAUCUGCAAGAUCUCGAGCUGAGACAGACAGCUAGCAGACAAAAUUCAUGCCUGUGGUAAUAUUAAUAAGGUAGUGGAGUUUUUGUCGUUUAUUAGCCAAAAUUAGGGGCAAAAAUACUGAGACAGCCGGGACCAUGGAAAGAAAAAGCCUACCUGUUAAGCGUAUUCUCAACAAGCCGCAGAUAUUCCGCGGCAGCCCUCACGCUGAUGUGAAUGCCGGCCACUCCCGGGGCGAACAGUCACUCCUGAUCAAAGGGCAGCGCAGCAGGCACAACCAUCUCUAUGACAUCAGCCAUCAAAUAAGGGCUAAGCCUGAUUUAAACACAACGCUGCCAGUUCGACAGACAGCUUCCAUCUUCAAACAGCCAGUGACCAAAGUAACAAAUCACCCCAACAACAAGGUGAAGACGGACCCCCAGAAGGCUGUGGAACAACCAAAACAACUGUUCUGGGAGAGGAAGUUGAGCGGGUUAAAUGCAUUCGAUAUAGCAGAAGAGCUGGUCAAAACGAUGGAUCUCCCCAAAGGCUUGCAGGGGGUGGGGCCUGCAUGUUCAGACAAAACACUGCUCUCUGCGAUCGCCAGCGCCCUGCACACCAGCCCGGCGCCCAUCACUGGACAGCUCACUGCUGCGGUGGAGAAAAAUCCAGGAGUCUGGCUCAACACUGCGCAGCCUCUCUGCAAAGCCUUUGUAGUGACUGAUGAUGAUAUUAGGAAGCAGGAGGACCUGGUGCAGAAUGUGAGGAGGCGGCUCGAAGAAGCCCUUAUGGCUGAUAUGCUGGCUCAUAUAAAAGACACCGCUGCAGACGUAGAAGCAGAGGUGAAGGGUGAGCAGGUGGAGAAGGAGGAGUUAUAGCCAAGACUUGUUUGAGACUUUUGCUGGUAAAGUCUUUUCAAUGCUCGAAUUAACGGCUCCAUGAAGGUUUGUAUGCAGUUAAACUGAAGCAGACUUUAUAUGCAGACAUUCUGCAGAUUUUUUUUUCCUAACCUAAACAAAGACUGUGGUCUUUAAUUUUUUUGUUUUUUAAACAUAUGACCGUAUAAUCCUGUAAGGGUGCUCUGAGUUUUCAUUUUUACCUCUACUAAAGUCCGGCAGCUGGUUAUGGUGCUCUACACAAUGCAGUGUUAUGUUUAGUUAACAGCUGUUUAAGCUCAGUGUUGAAAACGCAAACCUUUAUGUACACGACUGAUCUGUGUGUGUGUGUGUGUUACAUAUAAAUUGGUUUUAAGAAGUGUUUUUAUUUCCUGCUAUUGCUUUUUAUGUUUUACUGACACUGUAAGUUAGCAUGUCAUGUUUGAAAGCAUAGAAAUGCAGCAGUAUUUUUACAUGGCUCUGGAUGAUGAUGAUUACAGUUUCACGGUUCAAACUUUUUCUUUUUCUUUUUUUUUUUGGUCACAAUAAUUUGAGUUUACAUAGCUUUGAACAUGAAGCCAUGGUAUUUGUAUUUUCACUAUUCUUUGAACAACUACUAUUGCAUUUCAGUAAAAGGUGCGUUCCCUCAGAUCAUACAAACACACUGCUGAUGUACUGUUUUCUGUCAAAU